This is a messenger RNA of Osmerus eperlanus (European smelt), 4988 nucleotides long. RefSeq names its product potassium channel tetramerization domain containing 3 (gene kctd3). Gene Ontology annotation, biological process: protein homooligomerization. Gene Ontology annotation, molecular function: protein binding. The transcript has 18 exons. NCBI's taxonomy places the organism in Eukaryota, Metazoa, Chordata, Actinopteri, Osmeriformes, Osmeridae. Bases 571 to 3153 code for a protein of 860 amino acids. The record is from RefSeq and is a predicted model, not a curated record.
UAAGGACGAUAAUGGGUGGUUGUUGGGCCGAUCCUAGAUCAGUACUUGGAUGCUAGUAAAGUAAAGUAGCAUGUUUGUUGUUUAUUAUUUACAUGCAACACAUGAAUAUAUGAGAUCUCAUAUACUUUCGAGUUUUGUAGACAGAACGAUCACUGCAAAGAGCCUACAUUUGUAUAUCGUAUAAGUAUUCACCCUUUAUUCUGUAUUACACCGCCCACUGCGUGUUUGAUUGUUGUCAACAGUAGGCUGAGUAUGAGAGACACACACAUGCACACCCCAGUAGGAUGACGUAGUGGUCCAGGCAGCAGUCGCCUUCAGCCAGCCCACCCAUGCAAUGUUGCACCGUGAAAACACACUACGCCAGAAACGCUACGUUUAAGAAAAGCCUCUGAAAUCGUGAAUGCGGAGGUCGUCGCAGCAACGACUUGUAACGUUUUAUGGAGCCUCGCUGGGACGUCGGGGAGCAAGGAGUAGUCGGGAGAGAUACGUUCCGUGGCUGUAACAACGAUCUGGAAACAUUGGACUUAUUUAACGUGGAAUCUGGAGCUCGAAUUGGAGCAGGAGGAAAACAUGGCUACGAAUGGCAACAAUUUGGCAUCUGGGAUGGGAGAAAUAAUUCAGUUAAACGUCGGCGGGACCAGGUUCAGCACCUCCAGACAGACACUCAUGUGGAUCCCAGACAGCUUCUUCUCAAGUUUGCUGAGUGGGAGGAUCUCAACAUUGCGGGAUGGAACUGGAGCUAUAUUUAUUGACAGGGACCCCAGCGCUUUUGCACCCAUCUUGAAUUUUCUUCGAACCAAAGAGCUGGAUUUGCGGGGGGUAAACAUUCAUAUCCUCCGCCAUGAAGCCGAAUUUUAUGGGAUUACUCCCUUAGUCCGUCGCCUGCUGCUCUGUGAGGAACUGGACCGCUCAUCAUGCGGCAGCGUUCUGUUCCACGGUUACCUCCCACCCCCCGCCAUCCCCGCCCGCAAGGCUAGCCCCGCCCCCGCAGCCUCUGGCCCUGCCCCAGAGGAGCGCCCGGGCCCCAGUGGAGCCGAGGGCGGGUUCCCCCGUAGCCCCCCUCACCACUCUCUCCCUGGACCCCCCCCCACAGAUACGCCUAGCAGACUUGGUUCGGUUGUGGACCCCAGGAAGGUUCUGAUCAUAGCUGGACACCAUAACUGGAUUGUAGCAGCAUAUGCAUACUUCGUCAUCUGUUACAGGAUCAAGGAGUCUUCUGGAUGGCAGCAGGUGUUUACUAGCCCAUAUCUGGACUGGACCAUCGAACGCAUUGCGCUCAACGCCAAGGUGGUAGGCGGUCCCCAUGGCGACAAGGAUAAGAUGGUGGCCGCCGCCUCCGAGAGCAACAUCAUCCUCUGGAACAUACAGGACGGGGGGAACGGAAAUGAGAUCGGUGUGUUUAGUCUGGGUGUGCCAGUGGACUCUCUCUUCUUCAUUGGUAACCAGCUGGUGGCCACCAGUCACACAGGGAAGGUGGGGGUCUGGAAUGCUGUCACACAGCACUGGCAGGUUCAGGAUGUAGUUCCUAUCACCAGCUGUGACACUGCAGGAUCCUUUCUGCUGCUAGGAUGUAACAACGGCUCCAUCUACUACAUAGACAUGCAGAAGUUUCCUCUGAGGAUGAAGGAUAAUGACCUGCUGGUGACAGAGCUGUACCACGACCCCUCCCACGACGCCAUCACCGCCCUCAGUGUCUACCUCACGCCCAAGACCAGUGAGCACACACGUGUGAGCGGUAACUGGAUAGAGAUCGCGUACGGGACCAGUUCUGGAGCGGUGCGUGUGAUCGUGCAGCACCCGGAGACGGUGGGUUCCGGGCCCCAGCUCUUCCAGACCUUCACCGUGCACCGCAGCCCCGUCACCAAGAUCAUGCUGUCUGAGAAACACCUGGUGUCAGUGUGUGCUGACAACAACCACGUGCGGACAUGGACAGUGACUCGGUUCCGAGGCAUGAUCUCCACCCAGCCUGGCUCCACCCCCUUGGCCUCCUUCAAGAUCCUCUCUCUGGAAGAGACCGAGAGCCAUGGAAGCUACUCCUCUGGGAACGACGUGGGGCCAUUUGGAGAGAGAGAUGAUCAGCAGGUGUUCAUUCAGAAAGUCAUCCCUAUCACCAACAAGCUGUUUGUACGCCUCUCCUCCACUGGAAAGAGGAUCUGUGAGGUGCAGGCGGUUGAUGGGACGACCAUCUCGUGUUUCACGGUGCGCGAGUGUGAGGGCUCCAGCAGGAUGGGGUCACGACCCCGUCGCUACCUGUUCACCGGUCAUGGCAACGGGAGCAUCCAGCUGUGGGACCUGACCACCGCCAUGGAUACGGCCAGCAGGGGGGAGGAGAGGAAGAAGGAUGAAGUGGGCGGGCCUUCAGAGGAGGAGCUGCUGCAGCUCUUGGACCAGUGUGACCUCAGCACUUCCCGCUGUGCUACGCCCAACAUUAGCCCCGCGCCCUCAGUGCUACAUCACACCCGCCUCCGAGAGUCGUGUGUGACCCCCAGCCUCCAGGCCCAGGAGCCCAUCCUGGAGACGGCCUCCUACGGAGCCCUGCGACCCUACAGAGAGAGCCCCCUGUUGGCCAGAGCUCGCCGCACAGAGUCCUUCCACAGUUACCGGGACUUCCAGAGCUUCAGCCUGGGCAGGGGUCUCCUAGAGGGGCCCAGUCCGGGGCCAGGGCCGACCCCGGACGCCCGCCGCUCGCUGUGUGAGUUUGGGGGAGAGGAGGCAGAGCGGAGGGGCUCCGUCAUGGAGCUCUGGGCCAGCCGGACGGCCUAUGCUGUCGCUGCCACAGUUACUCCCGCAGCCGUCGCUGCCACGGUUACUCCCGCCACCGUUGUCACCCCGGAGGGUGUUCCGGAAUCGCCGCGGCAACCCCCCGACAGUCCGGGUGACGUGCGGCAGAGAGUCCAGUCAGAGGAAGAAGGUGCGGGGUCAGGGGGGGAGUCGGGGGCAAAGAGGAAGGGGGUUCUGGAAGGGGGGGUGUUCUCGGGCAGAAAGAGAGCCCCCCCAGUGCCUCAUCUCUCCUCUCUCUCCUCGGUGGGUUCCGAGGGGGGCGGCAGUGACUCCUCUACCAACGCCUCCCCCUCCCCCACCAGGCUGGCAUCCACUUCCCCUCGACACAGGAGGUUUGCUACAGAGCCGGCAAAUCAGGACAGCAGCCUGUGAUUGGUUGGAAAGAAAUUAUGCCUUUCCAGGAAGUGGACAUCUUAUAGAAACUUUGCAGCUAGAGGGAGUGUUUGAUUGGUGGAGGGGAGGUGUCAGCCUGGGAUCAGAGUGAGAUUCCAUGACAUUUUUGAUACAACAAGCUUGUCCUUAUCAUUAAUAUGCAAAAACAAUUUAGCAUGAUUUGCUUAUCUUUAAAUAUGGAUCACUGUAACUGCAGCCUAGCUUUAUAUUGAACAGAACCGUAAUGGGAUUGACCCCAGGCCGUUCUGCUUUAAAUAGUGACCUUUGACCCCAACAUGUGAUUAACCCUGUCACCUCUCACCCUUGGCAGCUAGGUGAUGACAUAAGUUACGUUUGCUCUGAAGCAUGCAAGUCACACUGUACCUCACUUGUACAUGGAUAACUAUGUAUCCACAGUAGUACAUGGUUGGUGACUGCAGGUAUUCUGUAGAUACACAGUAGCUCAUGUAGUUAAUGUGCACUGAAGGUAAAGUGUCCCCUGCACGUGUGUUGUGUGCGGCUUCCUCCUCUAGUCCACUGCUUUGUGAUCUAUGCUGCAGGAUCAUCACACACUCACUUUGUCUUUCACUUUUCUGGACAAACAGACAGACGGGAAACGAUUUGUCUUUUCAACUUUCUGAUGUCUGCUUGUGGUCUUAAGAUACUUCCAGAGUGCCUUCUGUUCCAUUAUUCAUCCUGUUUAUCUGACCCAUCUAUCCCUCGCUGCUUUAAGUGAAAGAGGACCUAGAGAGAGAUAGAGGAGGUGGAAGAGUCAGGGAAAGGGAGCAGGUGAGAGGAAAAUACAACUGAGAUUCUGAUUGGUGUUUUGUGUAGUAGCUGCUGUCGUGUCUACUUGUGUCCGCUUGAUGAGAUCCUCUGGUGCCCUCCUCCUUAACGUACUGUACCAAGACCACAGGACUGCCAAGGACUGGAGGAGGAGCCGGGCUGAGGUCUUUAACUGUACAAAGAUGUAAAUCUAACAUGCAACCUGAUUAUAUGUGGAAAAUAUACACGACAUAAUCAAUAACAAUAGGAUAUGACAAUACCCAAGCAUAAAUCUGUGUUUAAUCUUUGACAUAUUACCGUUGUUUGCAAACAUAUUCGUUUAUUUUGUUUGGUAGCAUAUUAUCAUACUGAUGUUAAUAUCAAAAUACUCUUUGUACCCUAAUUUUGUUUGCACUGAACCAAUGAAGACUAAGAUGGUGGAGUAACUAAGAUUUAUUUUGUAUGACAUAAUAAUAAUGCUAUUUAACCUCCAGGGACAUGAAACUGUAUCAGAUCCUCUGGAAAUGUUUACAAACUCACCUUCCAACCCAACGCUAAUGACGAGGAAUAUAAAUACAUAUAUAUAUAUAUAUAUAUCUAUUUAUGUUUAUGCUGUUAUAACAUUUUUUUACAACACUCCUAUGUUAAAAAGAGUAUGAAUUAUGUUAAAACUGGCCUGUUUGAUUAAUAGCAGUACACACACUAUAUGUUGGCUCUGAAUCAUCUGUUGUUUUUAAGCUUGUUAGACAGAUGUAAGGUUAGAGUUAGGUGGAAGUUUGUCUCGUAUCAACUGUUACCUAUACGAUUAAUUAUUAAUUGACAGUGGUUAAAUAGGUCAAUGACAUGAAUCAUUUAAAGCCUGGUAGCUGAUGUUUGUGUGUGUGUGUGUGUGUGUGUGUGCCUUUCUGUGUGUGUUUGUAUUCAUGAAUGAGAGGGCUGACCUCAGCACACGUAAGGAUGUUAACCUUCCCAUAUAAGAAGUUUGUUUGGAACCCGGUGGUUCUCCUUUGAGAUGCCAUCUGAUUACCCAGUGAUUUAUGGUUUUAAUAAAACACACUCACAGACAGACA